AGGCUGCCGCGUGCGAAAUCAGUGUGUCCAUCAGUCUGCCUACUGCGACUGUACUUGUUAGUUCAUAGCCAACGGGCAGAUGUAGGUGGCCUACCAAUUACCUUAGCUGUCUAUUUCAAUGUUCUUCAUCUCAAUGGUCACAACGCGGAAAAGCCACACUCUUCAUCUCGUCUUACAACCCCCGAACCAGCAAUGUGAUAUGAUAGCCUCGUACUCUUCUAGCAACACUGAUUAUCCAGUGCACAAACAACUGGCUCCUCCCCUCGAUACAUCUAUGUUAUCGACUGAUAAAAGGUAUAGAAGAAAAAUCAUAGCCAUCCACAGGUCAACCAUCGACUUCAUUAGAUAUCUAGAUUGUUGGCCAGUGAUGUUGAGUUGUCGGAGCUCUGAUCCAACCAAGCCUAUUUUGACGUGUAACAUUUCAAAACGUGACCAAGAUGGAUUCCGCUGUGAUUACCAAAAAUCAAGAAGCUAAUCAUUUAGACGUCACAAUUGAAGAACAGCCAAUCACAAAAGACAUCGACACCAGCAAAAUGCCACAAGAUGGACUUUUUGGUGCUGUCGCAGACAAACCAAUUGAAAUAAUUACCGUUAGGUCGAAACCAAAGGUUGAUUUCAGUAUUGAAGCUAUCCUCUCGUCUCGGACAUCUCCUACAUCAGCGAUCGUCGUCACAUCGUCUGAAAUCUACAGCUCAGAAUCUAAAACAAACUCCAUCAACGAUCAUGGCGAUCCCCACUUCUCCUGGGUCUACUGUACUCGCUACAGACCACCAAAACUUCCACGCGCUAAGCGAGAAAUUAACUUGCGAAACCGUUACCGUAAUCCACGCAUACCCUUCUCGACCAUCGAGGUGAGCACACUAGAGAGGAAGUUCCUGCAGACGCCUUAUCUCGGCAGUAAUGAGGUUAACGAAUUGGCUGCUGCGCUAAACAUGUCCCCUAAAAGAGUGAAGAUUUGGUUUCAGAACAGAAGGGCUCGCGAGCGCCGUGAAAGGGAAGUUCAAUGAAAACACAAACGUCCUAUAUGUUCGUGUAUUGGAGUUGUGGUGGCUACGUUCGAAUCCACGGUCGGCGAUUAACACUCAAA
Molecule: messenger RNA, 1087 nt
Organism: Daphnia magna
Lineage: Eukaryota; Metazoa; Arthropoda; Branchiopoda; Diplostraca; Daphniidae
Product: homeobox protein vab-15
Biological process (GO): regulation of transcription by RNA polymerase II; embryonic morphogenesis
Cellular component (GO): nucleus
Molecular function (GO): RNA polymerase II transcription regulatory region sequence-specific DNA binding; DNA-binding transcription factor activity, RNA polymerase II-specific
Source: RefSeq, a predicted model, not a curated record